AUGGAAUCUGUUAUUCGUUCUUCUGCCAAGAUCUGUCCAUUUAUGCACUCUGCCACUGGAUCAAUGCAGAGUGUCAAGGCUUUGAAGAAUGCGAACUUACCAGCUAUCGCUCAACAAUGUCCAUUUAUGGGUAAGGCUAUGGAACAACGUAGGGGUUAUGCUUCUAGUGCUUCUGGAGCCUCUGCUGCCGCUGCCGCUACUGCUACUGCAAGCACAAGCGCUUCUAAUUCUAAUUCAUCCGUUGAAGCUUCUGCUUCUGCAGAUGUAGUCGAUCAUGCCACUAAGGAAGCGUCUUUUGAUUACCAAGGUUUGUUCGAUUCUGAUUUGGCUAAGAAGAGAAUGGAUAAGUCUUACAGGUUCUUCAACAAUAUCAACCGUUUGGCUAAGGAGUUCCCAAUGGCUCAUAGAAAGCUAGAAGAUGACAAGGUUACUGUUUGGUGUUCUAAUGAUUAUUUGGCCUUAUCUAAGAACCAAGAGGUCAUUGAAGUGAUGAAAAAGACAUUGGAUAAGUACGGUGCUGGUGCUGGUGGUACCAGAAAUAUUGCUGGUCAUAAUAAACACGCGUUGCAAUUGGAAGCUGAAUUGGCUACUUUACACAAGAAGGAAGGUGCCUUGGUUUUCUCCUCUUGUUUUGUUGCCAACGACGCUGUCAUCUCAUUGUUAGGUCAAAAGAUCAAGGACUUGGUCAUUUUCUCUGACGAAUUAAACCACGCUUCUAUGAUUGUGGGUAUCAAACAUGCUUCGACCAAGAAGCACAUUUUCAAGCAUAACAACUUGGACCAAUUGGAAGAGCUGUUGGCUAUGUAUCCAAAAUCUACUCCAAAAUUGAUUGCAUUCGAAUCCGUUUACUCCAUGUCUGGUUCCGUUGCUGAUAUUGAUAAGAUCUGUGAUUUGGCUGAAAAGUACGGCGCUUUGACUUUCUUAGAUGAAGUUCACGCUGUUGGUUUGUAUGGUCCACAUGGUGCAGGUGUCGCUGAACAUUGCAACUUUGAUGCUCACCGCAAGGCUGGUAUUGCUUCUCCUGAAUUCCGCACCGUUAUGGAUCGUGUUGAUAUGAUCACUGGUACCUUGGGUAAAUCUUUCGGUACUGUUGGUGGUUACGUUGCUGGUUCUUUGCAGCUAAUUGACUGGGUGAGAUCUUAUGCUCCUGGUUUCAUCUUCACCACUACUUUACCACCUGCUGUCAUGGCAGGUGCUGCUGAGGCUAUCAGAUACCAACGUUCUCAUUUGGACUUGAGACAAGACCAACAAAGACAUACAACCUAUGUUAAAGACGGUUUAGCUGAUUUGGGUAUUCCAGUGAUGCCAAACCCAUCUCAUAUUGUUCCAGUUUUGGUUGGUAACCCUCACUUGGCCAAACAAGCAUCUGAUAUCUUGAUGGACAAGCAUCGUAUUUACGUCCAAGCCAUCAACUUCCCAACUGUCGCUAGAGGUACCGAAAGGUUGAGAAUUACCCCAACUCCGGGCCACACUAACGAUCUAUCUGACAUCUUAAUGGAUGCUUUGGAAGAUGUCUGGUCCACUCUACAAUUACCAAGGGUACGUGACUGGGAAGCCCAAGGCGGUUUGUUGGGUGUUGGUGAUCCAAACCACGUUCCCCAACCAAACUUAUGGACGAAGGAUCAACUGACUUUGACCAAUAAUGAUUUGCAUCCAAAUGUUAAACAGCCAAUCAUCGAACAAUUAGAAGUCUCUUCUGGUAUUAGAUACUAG
This is a messenger RNA of Kluyveromyces lactis, 1713 nucleotides long. It is a transcript of the gene HEM1, whose product is annotated as 5-aminolevulinate synthase. Bases 1 to 1713 code for a protein of 570 amino acids. The record is from RefSeq and is a predicted model, not a curated record. Lineage: Eukaryota; Fungi; Ascomycota; Saccharomycetes; Saccharomycetales; Saccharomycetaceae. Gene Ontology annotation, cellular component: mitochondrion. Gene Ontology annotation, biological process: heme biosynthetic process. The transcript has a single exon. Gene Ontology annotation, molecular function: 5-aminolevulinate synthase activity; pyridoxal phosphate binding.